Molecule: messenger RNA, 1639 nt
Organism: Toxotes jaculatrix (banded archerfish)
Lineage: Eukaryota; Metazoa; Chordata; Actinopteri; Toxotidae
Gene: adma
Product: adrenomedullin a
Exons: 4
Coding region: 143-667 (174 amino acids)
Biological process (GO): adrenomedullin receptor signaling pathway; regulation of systemic arterial blood pressure; positive regulation of heart rate
Cellular component (GO): extracellular region
Molecular function (GO): adrenomedullin receptor binding; hormone activity
Source: RefSeq, a predicted model, not a curated record
CAGGAGCUAUUAGCAGAGUGACACAGCUGCCUUACAGAACCAGUGGCAAUUUCAAGAAACCUGUGGAGUACUCUUUUAUAGCUGAUUCUUCAAGGAGAGCUUUCUCAUCCCACUGAAUUAUCAGAAGAUCACAGGAGCCAAAAUGAAACUUACUUUCCAGUCCUUCCUCUGUUGCUGCCUGCUGGCAACAGUAGCACACUGUGUGGAACUUGAAGUGAAUCCGGAGUUGAAAAAAAGGUUAAGCAUAUGGCUAGGGAGCAGAUUGAGACGGGAUUUUGACAGUGUAUCAGUGGAGAAGACAGCAGAGUCUGAGCACUUUAUCAGACCAGAAGAUAUCAGGGAUACCUUGCUGCCGCAUUCCAGCACUGACAUCAAUGUCCGAACCAAGAGGUCGAAAAACUCAGCCAGCCAGUCAAGAAGACCAGGUUGCUCGCUGGGCACAUGCACAGUGCACGACCUGGCACACCGCCUGCACCAGCUCAAUAACAAGCUGAAGAUUGAGAGCGCCCCUGUUGAUAAGAUCAGUCCACAGGGAUAUGGCCGGAGGCGUCGAUCGCUUCCAGCGCACAGAAUCGCACUGAGGCUGGAGCAGGGCAGGCUGAGGCCCGAGUGGAGCCCAACUGACUCACAAGUUCACAAGCUUAAAGCUCUCCUGAGACGGACAUGAGCGGGAUAUGCAAGAGAAGUUGGGAACAAAAGAAAGGGAGUAGCUUCAAGUUAGUGUCCUCUCUGCUCUGUUCUAAAAUUCUCGAAAUGCCUCAGACUCCUGCCAAGUAUUCUCCAGCACAUUUUUUCCAGGCAAGAGGACUGAGUCAGAGCAAGACUGGCUGCACUGAGUCUCUCCUAAGGUUGAGCCUUGCAGCUCAGCGAUGUAGAGCGUGCAAACAACUGCAGCUAGCUUACAGACACUGGAUGGCACAGUGUGGAGAAAACUACAGGUGCUGCCCUCUGCUUGGCAGCGGGAAAGGAAGAGUGCUAAUACCUGGCAAAGUGCACACAUCCUCUGGCUCAAAGAGGGAACUCUCUUCUAACAUUCUGGGACUUUAUACACUUAUUCCUCAAGGCCAGGACUUUGAUAAGUGCUAUCCUCUAAGGAUUAUACCAAUGUGUCCCAAACUGUCAAACUGUUAGAACUUGUCUGCACUUUUCCAUUUGGACUUAAAGUCAAAUGAAUCAUCAGGAAAAGACAUCUUCAUCACAAUGCCAAACAGGAAGAUAGGCUACAGAGCUCUAAAGCUCUCAGUUUAUAUAAAGUUUUGGACACUGUAUAAGGGAAAAUGCCUUGGAUUCUGUGAGAUAUGUGCCAGUCCACAAUGGAUUGAAAUAUACUUGAAAUUGUUAUUGUUUGUACAAAAACAUGUGCAAUCUAUAUUUGUUUUUAUUGCAGGUAUAUGUAUAUUUGAAUUCCUUUAUUUAAAUAUUAUAUAGAGGUUACAUUAAAGUACUUAUGCAGAUAGAACUAUUUUUGUACAGGAAGAAAUAUAUAUGGGCAUUGUAGCUAUUUGUCAUUAUUCUUUUGCAGAUUGUGGUAUAGGAUAUCUGUUUUAUAGGUUUAUUAUAUAUUUGUAAAUGUGUUUUAUUUUAUUUGUGUCAAAGCAAUAACAUUGUCAUCCAAUAAACAUUUUGCAUAUAAAAUCUA